UGCAGCGCGCCCAGCACCUGACAGGCAAAGAUGGCGGCACUUCCCACACGACUGUUUUUGUGAACUUUUGUACUUUGUUCUUUAUGUGCAAACACAUUCCUCCUUUUUGAAACCUGUCUUCAUGUUGACAAAUGUCUUCCGUUUAGGACCGCAGCUCUGUUUGUUUGUUCGGGCUGCCAGUAGUUGUUGUUCACCGCAGUGUUUCCUGUCAGCUAACUGUCUGCGGUAACGGACAGGAGCCAGACGUGACGGAGGUUCAGAGACGCUAAAUAUCUCCCGGUUGAAGUAUGAAGGAGUCUCUGUCUCUGGUCCAGAGGUUCAGCGCUCAUCCGGACUCCCGGUGCUGGUUCGUCAGCUGGAGCCCCAACGGGACGCUGCUGGCUUCGUGUGGGGGCGACAAGGCCGUCCGGAUAUGGGGUCGAGAAGGUGACUCCUGGGUAUGUAAGACUGUGCUUCAGGAUGGACACCAGCGCACCGUGAGGAAAGUGGCGUGGUCUCCCUGUGGGAACUACCUGGCCUCUGCCAGCUUUGAUGCAACCACAUGUAUCUGGAAAAAGAAGAACGAUGACUUUGAGAGUUUGACUGUGUUGGAAGGACAUGAAAAUGAGGUCAAAUGCGUGGCAUGGGCCCCCUCAGGAAAUCUGUUAGCCACGUGUAGCCGAGACAAGAGUGUCUGGGUCUGGGAAGUGGAUGAAGAAGAUGAGUAUGAGUGUGUUACAGUUGUGAACUCCCACACACAAGAUGUCAAGCAUGUUGUGUGGCACCCAAACCAGGAGCUUCUGGCUUCAGCCAGCUACGACAACAACAUUUGUGUUUACAAGGAAGAGGAUGAUGACUGGGAGUGCCGCGCCACCUUGCAAGGACACACAUCCACAGUCUGGAGUUUGUGUUUUGAUGCGACUGGGCAGAGGCUGGCCUCCUGCAGCGAUGAUCGCACUGUGAAGAUUUGGAAGGACUAUUCAAAUGAAAGUGGACAGGUAGAGUUGCCGUGGAAGUGUGUUUGCACUCUGUCUGGGUACCAUGGACGAACAGUGUAUGAUAUUGCCUGGUGUCGGCUGACCGGUGCCCUGGUGACCGCCUGUGGUGAUGAUGCGGUGCGAGUGUUUAAGGAGGAUGAGACGGCCAGUCCAGAUGAGCCGGUGUUCUCGCUGGCUGCUCAGGUGACCAAAGCUCACAGCCAAGAUGUUAACUGUGUUGCCUGGAACCCAAAGGAGGCAGGACUCCUGGCCUCCUGCAGUGACGACGGAGAGAUCGCCAUAUGGAGGUUCCAAGAAGAGCACUGAAUCAACAGAACUGAUCUGCGAGUAAACCCCUUUUCAUUACUGCAAGUUACACUGGCAAUUGUGCAGCUAGUCAGAUAGCUCAGAAGGAUUCUGCCUAACGUUAUGUGUAUGACAUGUUAGAGGUCAUCGGUCAUGUAUGUUUCCAUGCUAAUAUUACUGCUUCACUGCAUCUUGUGCUUUGGGUACAUUUUCCUUUGUAACAGUUCAAUUGAGAAUUUAUGGAAAUGACUUGUUUAUAUAAAUAAAUAUGAAAGAAAAAUAAAAA
This is a messenger RNA of Stegastes partitus (bicolor damselfish), 1548 nucleotides long. It is a transcript of the gene ciao1, whose product is annotated as cytosolic iron-sulfur assembly component 1. The transcript is spliced from 7 exons. NCBI's taxonomy places the organism in Eukaryota, Metazoa, Chordata, Actinopteri, Pomacentridae. The record is from RefSeq and is a predicted model, not a curated record. Gene Ontology annotation, molecular function: protein binding. Gene Ontology annotation, cellular component: cytosolic [4Fe-4S] assembly targeting complex. Gene Ontology annotation, biological process: iron-sulfur cluster assembly. Bases 288 to 1283 code for a protein of 331 amino acids.